AUGACCGAGCUAAUACGCAAUCCAAGCAUACUUCGAAGGCAAAGUCGAGCUCAAACCAUCCUCGGACAAAACAAAGCACUACUCGAAGAACUCGACAUCUCCAAGCUCCCAUAUCUACAAGCCGUCAAGGAGACCUUCGCUACACAUCCUCCCGGCCCCUUCAUUUCGCGGCAAAAGGAUGGGGAUGAGGGCGAGAUAGGAGGCCAUGUGGUGCCCAGAACGCGUUGUUUUGGUCAAUAUAUGGGCCAUGGCGAGGAUUCGAGAAUAUGGGGAACCCCGAUGCGUUCGAGCCCGAGAGAUUCUUGA
Molecule: messenger RNA, 306 nt
Organism: Salvia hispanica
Lineage: Eukaryota; Viridiplantae; Streptophyta; Magnoliopsida; Lamiales; Lamiaceae
Source: RefSeq, a predicted model, not a curated record